UCGAAGUGGCUCGCUGCCUGCCUGCUGCUUGGACUUCGUUUGAUUCGAUCGGUGAAUUUCAGUUACUCAAUGUCCGUGCUCCGUGAAUGACACGAAACAACAGUAGUGCUAGUGGAAGCUUUUCUAGCUUUAGUGCGCUCGCUCUCCGUGGAAGUAGUUAGUUUGUAGCGACUAGAUAGUACCUCAGAUAGAUAGUUUUUCCUUCGAGUGGAUCGAUCUGAUAGUUGAUAGAAUUUCCACCACCGUGAAUAGCUUAUUAGAGGGAUUUCCCGGUGAUUCCAAGAAAUGUACUUCUACUGCACAAGCUGUUUUACGAUGUAAAUUUGCACAGCUGUCGACGGUAAAUCUGCGUUCCACAUACAAUUAAUCGAUGCUCGACUGCGUCAAGUGUGGCCAAGUGUGGAAAUGUGUUGAGAAAACUUGUUUUCCUCUCUACGUUUUAUCUAAGCGGAAAGUUAGCCAAUAGCGAAAGCUCAAUUCGGAGGACAUCGCUGUUUGAAAGAAUUUACGGUGGUGACCAUCAUGUAGGAGUUGAUGGCAGCCUAGGCUCAAAUUAUCGUCUUCGAUUACGAUAUACCUACAGUCGAAAGUGUCAUGUGCAGCUAAACUACUGUUCGGGAAAGAGAAUAAACAAACAAGUGUCGAGCCUCUCGAAUCGACAUCGUGUUAUGUGCAGUGCAAUGUCAUUCCGCUAGUCUACGUUCGAUUCAGCCAGCAACCAGUAAUAGUGGAAGCCCCUUUGAAAGUGAAUGCCGAGUGUCUGGCGACGCAUAAGUGGAAUAAAAAAUAAAUAAGAAUCGACUUUCGAGAAAAGAAAAAAAAACAAAAUUGUUAAAUCUUUGCAUCACCCGUCGGUUGUCGGUUGGAGCGUGAGCAUACGCUUAUUUACUAUCCAUUGGCUACCAGUUCGUGGCUCGAAAACCCAACCAGCGGCAGGGUGGCAAAUCGAAGCCGAGGAAUCGGUCAGCGGACGGCGCGCGCCCGGUGUUAAACAAGCACGCUGAAACAUGGUGCAAUGGACGCUAGUUUGGGCCGGUAUCGGACUCCUAACGGCCGUUUGCGGCGCUCUGCUUGGAUUGGUCGUUUUCCCAGGCGCGGUGCAUGACAAAAUCAUUGAGAACACGGAACUACGCCAGGGAACACCACAAUUUAAACGCUGGGAAGCACUACCUCAACCACUAGAUUUUAAGGUGUACAUUUUCAAUGUCACGAACCCGUACGAGGUGCAGAUGGGACGACGCCCACGGGUCGUCGAAAUCGGUCCAUACGUCUAUUUUCAAUACCGCCAAAAGGACAACAUUCGGUUCAGCAGAGACCGAUCAAAAGUGCACUUUUCGCAGCAGCAAAUGUAUGUGUUCGAUGCCGAAUCAUCUUAUCCGCUUACGGAACACGAUCAACUCACGGUGCUUAAUAUGCAUAUGAAUAGUAUAUUACAAAUAAUCGAUACCCAAGCAAAGGAAACAAUCACGAACUUUCGGUCUGAUGUUAACAAUACUCUCGAAAAAAUCCCAGUAGUUAGAGUUAUCAAACGAAUAAUUGAGCGAACGACACCGAUCCAAUCCAUUCUACAAAUUGCCGAAGAUGAAACCUAUGAUAGCUUGCGGUUGAUCAACGUCGAACUGAAUCGGAUAUUCGGCCGGCCGGAUACGAUGUUCCUCAGGACAACACCGAAGGAGUUCCUCUUCGAUGGGGUGCCAUUUUGCGUCAACGUGAUCGGUAUUGCUAAGGCGAUCUGCAAGGAGAUCGAGAAGCGCAACACCAAAACCAUCCGCGUGAUGCCGGACGGGUCGAUGAAGUUUUCGUUUUUCAACCAUAAAAAUAUGACCGACGAUGGUGUCUAUACGGUUAACACCGGAAUCAAGGAUCCACUGCAGACCCACAUGAUCGACUCCUGGAAUGGGCGCAGCACGCUGGAUCGGUGGAGCAAUCGAUCGCAGGGAUCCUCGGCAACGUGCAACAAGAUUCAGGGAACGGACGGGUCCGGUUAUCCACCGUUUCGAGCUGGUGUGCAGAAAAUGACCAUCUUCAGUUCGGACAUUUGCCGAACUGUGGAUAUCAAGUACGUGGAACCGUCAAGUUACGAAGGAAUACCAUCCUUACGGUACAUAACGGAUACCAACUUCCUGAACGAAAUUGGUCCGGAGUAUGGUAACGAUUGCUACUGCGUCAAUCGAAUACCGAAGGCGCUGGUUAAGAGCAAUGGAUGCUUGUUUAAGGGCGCGCUGGAUCUAUCCACCUGUUUCGAUGCCCCCGUGGUGCUGACACUUCCCCACAUGAUGGGUGCCGAUGAGCAGUACAGCAGUUUGAUCGAAGGAUUCCACCCCGAUCCGGAAAAGCAUCAAAUCUUUGUCGAUGUCGAACCGUUAACCGGCACCCCACUGAACGGUGGCAAACGUGUUCAAUUCAACAUGUUCCUGCGGAGAAUCGACUCGAUCCGGCUAACGGAUCGUCUGCAAACCACCCUCUUUCCGGUGCUGUGGAUCGAGGAGGGAAUCUCCCUGAACGAGGACAUGGUCAAACUGAUCGACGACAGUUUGAUGAAGAUUCUCACCCUACUCGACAUCAUUCAGUGGAGCAUGAUCGGCGCUGGGCUGCUGCUGGCGAUCGUGAUGCCGAUCGUUUACUUUGCCAAGCGAAAACCACGGUCCACGUCGGGCACGGUAACGCCGAGCAUGACGACGACCACCAGUGCCGCCAGCAUUCCGGAUAACAAAUGACCCCCGCUGGUGAUGACCUAUCUGGACUGACGAUAGGAUAGGAUAGGAUAGGAUAGGAUGAUGACGACUGAUCGAACGUGUGCGUUGCGAGUGUGAGUGAGCGAUUCAAGUGCCAAUGCUGACCGCUACCGGAGAGAUGCGCGGCGCUACUACUGUUAGGUCCACUUUUGUGCAUUUUAGUGCAAACUAAGUCAAACUGUUUCCGUCCAAAAUGAGUUGAGCUCUUGUUUUAAGCUGUUUGUUUUUCUUCGAGACAGUAGAAUAGCUUACGUUAUGUGAUGAGUAAAUUGUGUUUUAAUAAUAAUAAGUAGGCGGUGCGCAUUUCACCUGAUAUGAAGCAG
This is a messenger RNA of Sabethes cyaneus, 3058 nucleotides long. It is a transcript of the gene Snmp2, whose product is annotated as sensory neuron membrane protein 2. The record is from RefSeq and is a predicted model, not a curated record. Bases 1008 to 2717 code for a protein of 569 amino acids. Lineage: Eukaryota; Metazoa; Arthropoda; Insecta; Diptera; Culicidae. Gene Ontology annotation, cellular component: cytoplasm; membrane. The transcript has 9 exons. Gene Ontology annotation, molecular function: scavenger receptor activity.